Mercurialis annua (annual mercury) is the source of this 1579-nucleotide messenger RNA. RefSeq names its product protein IQ-domain 26-like. The record is from RefSeq and is a predicted model, not a curated record. The coding region runs from base 268 to 1473 and encodes 401 amino acids. The transcript is spliced from 3 exons. Gene Ontology annotation, molecular function: protein binding. Lineage: Eukaryota; Viridiplantae; Streptophyta; Magnoliopsida; Malpighiales; Euphorbiaceae.
AGAUUUCACUUUUGAAACCCACAUUUCUAGUUUCCCUUUUUCUCACUAACUUUCUCUCUCUAAAGUUCAAACCACAGUAAAUUUACCACAGUACCCACUCUCCUUUAAUUCAGUGCUUCAACAUUCUAUUUUCCCUCUCUACAUUUCCCCAUUCAAAAGUCAAUUCAAAUCCUUAAUAUUUCACAGAUUUAAUGCAUUCUCCUUCUAUUUAACACUAUUGGGUACUUAAAUCUCCAUUUAUUUUUUCAUUUCAAGGAUCUUGAAGAAAUGGGGAAGGCUACAAGGUGGUUAAAGGGCUUAUUUGGUACCAAAAAAGGUGACAUUAAUGGUGAUUCUUUAAGCUCAGCUUCAAAUGACAAAAAAGAGAAAAAAAGAUGGAGUUUUGCCAAAUCAGCAAGAGAUAAUAAUAAUAAUAAUAAUAAUGAUGAUAAUGGUAAUGAAAAUGUGAUUCCAAAAGACUCUGCAUGGCUCAGAUCGUAUUAUUCUGAGACUGAAAGAGAGCAGAAUAAGCAUGCAAUAGCGGUGGCUGCUGCCACUGCCGCCGCCGCUGAUGCGGCGGUGGCUGCAGCUCAGGCGGCUGUUGCGGUGGUGAGACUGACUAGUAAUGGUAGAGGGAGUUUGUUUGGUGGUGGUGGGAGGGAAAAGCUGGCUGCAAUCAAGAUUCAAACUGUGUUUAGAGGCUAUUUGGCUCGAAAAGCUCUUCGAGCUUUGAAACGACUCGUAAAAAUACAGGCGCUUGUUCGCGGCUAUCUGGUCAGGAAGAGGGCUGCAGCCACUCUUCACAGUAUGCAAGCUCUUAUGAGAGCUCAAACUGCUGUUCGUACAGAGCGUGCUCGUCGUUCUGUUAACAAAGAGAACCGAUUUCACCCUCAAAAUCGACCACGAAAAUCCAUUGAAGGAUUUGAUGAUACGAGAGGCGAAUUCCACAGCAAGAGGCUGUCUACAUCUUAUGAUAUGAAUGCUUUCGACGAAAGCCCCAAAAUAGUGGAAAUCGAUACUUGCAGGCCGCGAUCAAGAUCUCGUAGAAUAACUUCUGCAUUAUCAGAAUACAGUGAAGAAUUCCCAAUCUCGUCGCCUCUUCCGUGUCCCAUUCCAGCUCAAAUCACCAUUCCCGACUGCAAAAAUCGUCAAGAUUUCGAUUGGUACUUCGCUGGCGAAGAAUACAACUUUCCUACCGCACAUAGCACCCCGAGAUUCGCAAAGUCUGUUCGGUCCAAUGUGCCAGUUACACCAGCCAAGAGUGUUUGCGGAGAUAGCUACUUUAGACCUUACUCAAACCACCCAAAUUAUAUGUCAAAUACAAAAUCCUUCAAGGCUAAAUUAAGGUGUCACAGUGCUCCGAAGCAACGGCCGGAGGCAGGGCCGCCGAGGAAGCGGCUGUCGCUUAAUGAAAUAAUGGCAGCAAGAAACAGCAUAAGUAGUGUUAAAAUGCAGAGGUCAUAUUCCCAAUUUGAUGAAGAUUUUGCUAUUUGAUAUGUAGAAUUUGAAGUAAACACAAAUUUGCUAAGUUUUUGUGUAUAUUCUUUUGAAUUGUUCAUGUUUUUAUGCCUUAGCAAUGAAAUGUGAACGUUUUUUGAUA